CAAUUUCUCACUUCUCCUCAGCAGAACAGCAGCUGGAAGGGAGCGUGUGUGACUGCAGAGGGGAGCUGGGGUAGUGCCAGUGUGCAUCGCUGGGUGAUGUCAUGGAAUAGCUCGUCAGUACCUCCUCUGGGUGAAUUCAGAGCUUCUGGUCCUGAUAGGUUUAUACUAAAGCCGUCAGUAAAUGUGCUGGGGUAGUGCCCGGGAGAGCAGGUACAAAGCUGAGAUCGGUGUGUCUGCAUCAUGCAUCCCUGUGAGGAAGCAUGGGUAAUGUGCAAGCAAACAGCAAACAGUGGGUGUAAGCAGCUCGCUUGCAGGGCCUGUGGCUCCUGCAGAGACCUGGGAGGCAGGGUCAGCAGUUCUCCCUUCUCGCUGCUCCCACAGGUGCGUUGUGAGCAGUUCUGCAGAGCAUCCACACCUCCAGCGCUCAGGUUUGCGGUGCUGAGCCCUCGCGUUGACCGCUGGGGGAGCGCGGGGGAAAUGAGGUGGCUUCUGUGGCUCCCUGCUCCCUGGCCUGCUUCCUCCUUGUUUACGUUGGUGGAGGUGGGAGACGGAAGAGCGCAGACCACAGGGCUGGAGCCGGUCCAGGGAUGCGUGUGGGAGCCUGGGAAGUGGAUGUGGCCAAGCCACUGACCAGCACCCCUCUUCCCUUCCUGCCCACCCCAUGCUUCCAGAAAUGGCCUUUUGCUUUCUACUAAGACCUAUUUCUGCCUUCCCUCUGGGCCCUGGGGGUAUGCUCGCUUGUAGGUUAAAUGAAGGAUUCUCUCCUGCAGUUACUCUGUGUUGGAGGCUGUGUCCUCAGCCAAACAGCUUCCUUUUCCCAGCCUGAAGGUUUUGUGCUUGCAGCUGUCAUGCUGGCAGCUCACCUGGGUCCCAUUGGGCUGCUGCUCGCUCUGCUGGGCUAUUUCCUUCCACCUCCCGGAGGUGGCUGCAGCUGUCGGUGUGAGAAUCGGUGAAGGGGAAUGAGCCAGCAAGCUCCAUACUCUGCUCAGAGUGGUUUGCCCUGUGAAGCAAUGCUCAGUGCUAUAGGCUUCUCCAGAUCCCCUCUUUCCAAGGGUGACGUGUGAUGAGGAUGCUACGGGACCUCCCAGCCCUGCAGCCACCCCCAGCCAGCUCCUGCCCUUCUGCCGCUCGGUGAGCGCCCUUGGGGUGGGCUGGGGACCGGGAGGGUGUCUGCAGUUUUUUGUUGGUGCUGGUGACCUCGAGUAACACCCUGGGAAUUUUGCCCCACUGCGGAGUUUCUGACAUCUGCUCUGGUUCACUUGUACGCUGAGUGCUUCUCUCUUUUCCUUCUUGAUUUUUAGACUUCAAACUUCCUUGAAAAUGCAGGAAAUGAAACCACAGGGCCUUUUUGUGAGUGAUGUGGGAACGCUGAGCCUCCUUCCAGAGAAGAAAUGAAAUUCAGGCUAAAAGCAAAAAAGAAAAAUCUCCCAGGCUGUGUGCGCUGGCCGCAGGAGCGUGGGGCCUGCUGCGAGCAGAUGUCCUAUGGGCUGGGGUCACCCAGACAGUGAUGUCUCUGGGAGGGGGAUUAAGGAGGCCUGGAUGGGGAAGGAGGGCGGAAGCUGUCCAGCACACCUUCAUGUUGACUUCCACAUCGGCUGGGAGCUCCCUGUGUUGAGAUGGCAUGGACCUGCAGCCAGGUGUUGUGUUUGCCCAAAUCCUGAGCAGCCGCAGAGGUCACUGAGCAUCCCAAUCUCACCUGGGCAUUGCAAGAGGCUGGGUGCUGGUGUCCCGAGGCAGGCCCCUGGCAUCUGAAAACAGUGUCAGCCUGAGCUCGGGAUGCUGAGAUCGACAUCGGCCACUUUCUUAUUCUUCCCCUGCAGGAAAUGCGCUGAGGUUGAACCCAACCACCACGAGCAGCCUUAGGCUGGUCCCGCUGAGCCCUGGGGCCCUGCCCGCGGCCCCCACCCUGCGGUUCCUUCUUGCAGCCGGGGCUGCCCGCGGGUGCACGACCUGGGGUGUGAACGCCUCGCCGCGCUCUCUGCCUCCAUGUGACUGCAGUUUCCGUUCGCUCCUUCCGCAAAGCCCAUCUUAGCGCUCAGCAGAAAGCGGGUGGGAGAGCACCCCAGCGGCUCGCAUCCGGGCCUAGCCCCACAGAUCCCCCCCAGCACAGUGGAGGGGCCACGGGCCGCAGGAUGAGCUGCUGCAGGCCCUGCGCGCUGCCACGGGUGGAGCGCUGCUGCUGAGAUGGAGGCCCCGCUGCCUGUUCUCUCCCUGCUGCUGGUCCUUCUGGCAGUAGGAUGGGGAGUUGGGGCGGGCGCAGCGUGGGCCAUGUCUCCUGGUGGUUGCGAGCGCGUGAAGAGCACCACAGACUGCAGGAGGAAAUGGUUGAGCUCUGUCCCUGGAAAUCUGCAAGGUGACACUGAAGAGCUGUUGCUGGAUGACAACACUAUCCAGGUCCUGGGCCAUGCCUCUCUGCUCUCGUACCACCAGCUGAAGCAUCUCAGCCUGACCAAGAACCGGAUGGAGCUCAUUGAGCCUGGUGCCUUCCUGGGCAGCCAGAGCCUCCAUGCGCUCUCCUUGGCAGACAACCUCCUCUUCACCAACUACUCUCUGACAGCAGCUGCUCUUUCUGCUUUGCCAGCCUUGAGGACACUCGAUAUAGCUGGAAACCAGCUCACUGAGGACAUGGCAUCUGUUUUGCUCAGCAACCUGUCUUCCUUGGAGUCCUUGUCUGUAGCCAGGAACAUCAUCAUGAGACUAGACUCAUCCGUCUUCACCAACCUGACGCAGCUCUUGGAGCUGAACCUGGAGAGGAACUAUAUCUUUGAGAUUGACCAAGCUUUUGAAGGGCUGCAGAGGCUGCAGAGGCUCAACAUAGCUUACAACUACAUGACGUGCAUUGUGGACUUCAACCUGACCCAGCUCCGAGUGCUCAAUGUCAGCUACAAUAUCAUUGAGUGGUUUCUGGCCCUGGAAAGCGAUGACCUCUUUGAGCUGGAGGUGCUGGACCUGUCUCACAACCAUCUCCUUUUUUUCCCCGUGCUACCCCGGCAGAGCAAGCUGCACUCCCUGCUGCUGAAGGACAACAAGAUGAGCUUUUACCAGCUUCUUCCCAACGGCACGUCCCUGGAGAACGUCACUGUGCAGUUCCUGCUCAUUGACGGCAACUCCACCAACAUCACGACGGUCAAGCUGUGGGACGAGGUCUGCUACAGCAACCUCUCCUCCCUGCGCCUCCUGGACAUGAGCCAGAACCAGUUCUGGUACCUGCCGGAGGGCUUGCUGGCCAAGAUGCCCGCCCUGACUCACCUGAAGCUCAACCAGAACUGCCUGGAGACCUUCCACCUGUCAGAGCGGGACCCCUUGGCCAUGCUGACGGACCUGGACCUCAGCCAGAACCUGCUGACAGAGCUGUGGGAGGACGUGGGCACUGGGCCCGCCCUGCCCAGCCUGCAGCUCUUCAACCUCAGCACCAACAUGCUGCGGGCGCUUCCUGCCGGCAUCUUCACCCACACAAAGCAGAUCACUACAGUUGACCUCAGCCACAACCACCUCGACCUGUGUCCCCGGCCAGCUGUUGCGGGCCGGAGCGCUCCCUGCGUGGACAUCAGGGGCCUUGCCACCCUGACCCGCCUCUCCUUGGCCGGCUGUGGUCUGCGGGACCUGGGCGGCCACCCCUUCCGAGGGACGGCCCUGACGCACCUGGACCUCUCCGACAACCGGGAGGCUCUGUCUGGGGACCUGAGGUGGCUGCGGGACCUGGCUGUGACGCUGCAGGUGCUGUCCCUCCGCAACACCAACCUCUCCUCUGCCACGGUGGACUUCUCGGCCUUCCAGAGCCUGGUGGGCCUGGACCUGUCGGGGAACACACUGACCGCCCUCCCUGCCUCUCUGGGCGCACUGAAGCUGCGCAGCCUCGACCUGCGGGACAACUGCCUGGCGGCUCUGCCUGCAGACGUGGUGUGGAGGCCACUGGGGAGGAGCCUGCAGGAGCUCUACCUCAGCCGUAACCCCUACAACUGCUGCACGCUGGGGUGGUGGGAGGCCCUGCAGCGCGUGGAGCGGCUUCACGUCCCCGACGGGCAUGAGGUGACGUGCAACUACGACUCGCAGCGGCUGAGUGCGUGGGCGCUGCCCGAGCCCGUCCUGCGGGACUGCCGCUGGCGGACAGCCAACAUGGCCCUGCUCUACCUGGUGCUUGCCCUGCCCACCUGCCUGACGCUGCUGGUGGCCUUCACUGUGGUCUUCCUCACGCUGAAGCCAAAGCUGCUGAAAAUGGUGAAGAGGAGGUGCGGGGUGUCCGGCCCAUACUGAUGGCUGAGGAGGAGGAAGGGCCCUCUUGGGAGUGAAGGUGAGCAGGCGGAUUGAGGAUUGAGAACUUGCAUCCAUCUGGUGGCCCAGAAGUGGCGUUUUGGGCUGCCUGGGUGCUUGCUUUUAUUUAUUCACACCGCAACGGUCACCCUCCAUGUGUGACCAUAGGGAUGUGCCCGGAGGCCAACACGAAACUGGCACUUGCACAGGUAAACUUCCUUAGCGAGUGUUUCACUUCUGUGUGUUUUGGAGAGCAAGGAUUGCAAUCCACAUGUGAAAAGGUAAAAUAAGGAAGAAGGGCAGCUCUAUCUCGCUGGAUCUGCCAGUGAACCUUCAGCCUUAGGGUAAACCACUAAGAACAAAAGGACUGGAACAGUGACAGUUCCCCCAGCAGCACGGUCCCUGUCCCACGCUGCACUGGUGGUGGCACCACUGCUGGCAGUGCCCGCUGUGCCAGUGAGACAACAACCUCAAACCUCAGUGAUGUACAAUACUGGCUGAAGAAGAAUAAAUUAUAUUUCUGGUAAUGUUCUUUCCUCUGUUUAUCUCUCCCGGUUGCAGUGUGCCCUGUGAUCAAUGGGGCAAGCUCUGAGCGUGGACCUACAGGAGGGGAUGUGGCAGUAGCAGAGCCAAGCACGGCACUGGAAAGAUUUGGACAAGGCUGUCACAUCCACCAUUGCCCUUGCCCAUUUUUUUUUGGCCCUGUUUCAUCGAGAAAUAGCCAAAAGCAGAUCAGGUGCCAGCUGGGGAAUCCCUCAGCCUAUUUCAGCUGCUCUUCUGCUCAUGUGCAGCUCACCCAAGGGACAGUGUGGACCUACAGUGACAGCCCUGGGAUGUCCUCCAGCAGCCCCUGCUGGUACCAGGCACCACAGCCACAUUUUGGCAUCUCUCCGCCAGCUCUGGCCUUGAUAUGUGGAUGCACUGUCCUCACUUGUAUUCUUGAAGCCAGGUGAGACUGUCAUGGUCUGGAUAGGUGGGCAAGUGGGACAUAAAAUCGGUGGGAUGAGCAGGCACGGAGGGUAGCUGGGAUUUGGCAAUAUUCACGCAAAAAGCCACGGCAAAAAUCUGGUUUUAACAAAUCAGCAUCCUCAGGCAAUGGGAGAUGCCAGCAUUGCUCAAGAUGCAAAACAUGGAGGGUAAGAACAUGGGCCGUGUGGCCUUAAUAAAUGAGUAUACCGCAGGAAGCGUGCGCAGCGGAAGAGAUGAUUAAACACAGAUUUGAUGACAGGCAAACUGAAAGCCCAUUUCACAGAAAAGCAACCUUGACCCAACAAGAAAGCAGAGUGAAAUGUCCAUCAGCGUGCCUCAGGGCCGGACUCUGCACCUGGUCCUUGGGUCACUGCAGGUAUUUUUAUAACUUUAUUUUACUCUAAAACCACUCCGAGGCUUUGUGACUUUCUACUGUUCUCUCUCGCUCUGUAUAUAUAUUUUCAAAUAAUGUAAGGACAUUUUCCCAGAGCUGAGCGUUUACUGAGGGAGCAGCAUCCCAUGCAGUGUAAGGAAGGAAAAUGUCUCCCUUUGU
Messenger RNA from Numida meleagris (helmeted guineafowl), 5773 nucleotides. It is a transcript of the gene NRROS, whose product is annotated as negative regulator of reactive oxygen species. Gene Ontology annotation, cellular component: extracellular matrix. The transcript has 3 exons. Lineage: Eukaryota; Metazoa; Chordata; Aves; Galliformes; Numididae. The record is from RefSeq and is a predicted model, not a curated record. Gene Ontology annotation, molecular function: protein binding. Bases 2185 to 4254 code for a protein of 689 amino acids.